ACGCAUUUUAAUGUAGCCUUAUCAUAAGCGCAGUAAAUGAAUAAUACAAAGUGAAAUUUUGCUGUAAUAAUUGAUUGUGUUUGUUCUGAAGAUUGUUAGUGUUGUUGACCCAAGUGUUUGUUUCGGUUUCUGGACAAUAUGGUUCGACCUUCUUCAGAUAUUUGGCAAUUAUUUGAUAUUGAAAAAACAGAUAAAAAAUCCAAGGCUGCGUGUAAGUUUUGCUGUUUUAAAUACGCCUUUCCAAACGCAACUCACAUGACGAAUCAUAUAUUAAACCAAUGUUCAAAAUGUCCUUUGGAAAUUAAACAAAAAUAUGGCAAUGAAAUACAAUCGAGUUCGAAGUCUUCGACGUCAGAAGAAAAAGAAGGUAACAAAGAUAUCCUGCUAGAAGCAUUAGAAGAUACCAGUCUCCCUUCAACUAGCAAAAAGGACACGUCAUCAAUGUCAUCAUCUUCCUAAUCUCCAUUACCGUCAGUAAAACGCAAGAAAGCUAGCUGCCAACAAACAUUGAGUGGGUUUUUCGAUAAGCUAGCUGCUUCAGAGUCUUCUAAAAUUGAUGAGGCACUAGCUAGGGCUCUUUAGUUUUCUGGUGCUCC
Messenger RNA from Acanthoscelides obtectus, 596 nucleotides. Lineage: Eukaryota; Metazoa; Arthropoda; Insecta; Coleoptera; Chrysomelidae. The record is from the annotation of a GenBank genome assembly.